AUGUAUUCUAGGUUUAUAGUUAUAAACGACCCGGAUGACGCUUUCACCGUGUUGAACUCGUGCUUAAAGAAAAGUUACUUUUACAACGUAGUUUUCGGGUGGUUCGGCGAUGGAUUGCUCACUUCCGAUGUGUCAAAAUGGAAGCGUAACCGCAAGUUGCUGAAUCCUACGUUCAGCCAGCAUGUGCUGGAUGGGUUUCUGGAUGUGUUCAACCGGCAGGCGGCGCUGCUAGCGCAGGACAUGGAGCCGAAGGCUGGGACCGGCGAGUUUGAUCCCACGGAGCUUUUCCUUGAAGCUACUCUUGAGGCCGUUUGUCAAACCGCCGUCGGUAUUUCUCUGGACGACCAAUCGGUCAUCGACAGUGAAUACAAGAAAGCCAUUGCAGUCGCCUUCGAGGGUUCCGCUCAGCGGUUGGGCAAAUUCUGGCUUCACCCCGACUUCCUGUAUCAGUUCUCUGGACUUCGGAAACGCAUUGAAGAAGCGGUGGCUGUCAUUCGCAACAUGUCCAAAACCGUGUUUAACAAAAGACGAGCAGAAAGGCAGCAAACUAAGCUCGCCACAACGUCAUCACGUCGCUUCUUGGCGUUCCUCGACCUGCUUCUGGAGCUGGGGGAUGAGGGGUCAUUCGCAGACGAACAGAUCUUGCGGGAGCUGGACGUGUUCAUCGCGGCCGGGCUGGAGACCUCGGCGCGGGCGCUCGUCUCCAUCAUGGUGUUCCUUGGGACAUAUACGGACGUGCAAGACAAACUAUACCAGGAACGAGCAGAUCUUGCGGGAGCUGGACGUGUUCAUCGCGGCGGGCCUGGAGACCUCGGCGCGGGCGCUCGUCUCCAUCAUGGUGUUCCUUGGGACAUAUACGGACGUGCAAGACAAACUAUACCAGGAGUAAGUUCUGAUAAUACAACAUGUCCGACCAUGGCAGCAGGUCGCUUCUUGGCGUUUCUCGACCUGCUUCUGGAGCUGGGGGAUGAGGGGUCGUUCGCAGACGAGCAGAUCUUGCGGGAGCUGGACGUGUUCAUCGCGGCCGGCCUGGAGACCUCGGCGCGGGCGCUCGUCUCCAUCAUGGUUUCUGAUAAUACAACAUGUCCGACCAUGGCAGCAGGUCGCUUCUUGGCGUUUCUCGACCUGCUUCUGGAGCUGGGGGAUGAGGGGUCGUUCGCAGACGAGCAGAUCUUGCGGGAGCUGGACGUGUUCAUCGCGGCGGGCCUGGAGACCUCGGCGCGGGCGCUCGUCUCCAUCAUGGUGUUCCUUGGGACAUAUACGGACGUGCAAGACAAACUAUACCAGGAGAUAAUCUCGGUUCUGGGCCCAAGUUCGUAUUUGGGAAAAGAAGAUAUGUCGAGACUCGUGUACACGGAGGCGAUCAUAAAGGAAGCUCUUCGUCUCAGUCCGGUUAUCCCAGUUAUAGGACGGGAAGUGGACAAAGACAUCAAACUUAAGAAUUACACGCUCCCAGCUGGCAGCGGCUGCGCGGUACUGUUCUGGGGUAUCCACCGGCUGCCGAUCUGGGGCGCGGACCGCCUGCAGUUCAGGCCGGAGCGAUGGCUGGACCCCUCCAGGGUGCCGAGUAGCCCCGGGGCGUUCUGCGGCUUCAGCUUGGGAAGGAGGAACUGCAUUGGAAAACCUUAUGCAUAUAUGGUUGUGAAAACCAUGCUGGUCCAUUUGGUGCGUAAGUACCGAGUCUCGGCUGACUACAGUAAGGUGAAACUGAAGUUUGAUCUGGUACUCAAGUACGUGGAGGGACAACACAUUUCGUUACAACUGAGGGAAUGGUUCUGGGAGAAUGGCAAGGAAGUCAGCGAGGCCGCUGAAAAGGCCGGAGGCGUCAUUACUCUGUGGGCUGGCCCCAGGGUCAUAUUCGCUAUCAACGAUCCAGACGACGCCUUUACCGUGCUAAAUUCGUGUUUGGAGAAAAGUUACUACUAUAGACUGGGUUCCAGCUGGGUUGGCUACGGAUUGCUUACUUCUAAUGUGCCGACAUGGAAACGUCACAGAAAGCUGAUGAACCCGACCUUCAGCCAGCAUGUGCUGGAUGGGUUCCUGGAUGUCUUCAACCGACAGGCGGCGAUACUAGCGCAGGACAUGGAACCGAAGGCCGGGAAAGGAGAGUUCAUUCCUAUGGAGUAUAUUACGGAGAGGACCCUUGAGGCUGUCUGUCAAACCGUCAUCGGCAUCUCCCUGGACGACCGGUCAGUUAUCAACAAGGAAUACAAGAGUGCGAUUGAAGACGGCUUAUACGUCAUCGCUGAGCGGCUGGCCAGCUUUUGGCUCCAACCCGAAAUCUGCUACCGGUUCUCUGGACUCCGAAAAAUCAUGGACAAAGCUAUGGUUCGCGUCCAUAACAUGUCAAGAACCGUAAAACAACCAGUCAAGUCAUUGAUCGCAACAUUUAACCAGAUGGCUGAACGUCGUAUGCUAAACAAGCGAAGAUCUGAAAGACUGGAAGCUAGGCAUGCCAGUACAACACCAAGCCGUUUCAUCGCAUUCCUGGACCUUCUGUUGGACCUGACAGAAGACGGGUCGUUCACCGACGAGCAGAUUCAGGAGGAGCUGGACACGCUCAUCGCAGCAGGAUACGACACCUCGUCACGAGCGCUGCUGUCCACUCUGGUGCUCGUUGGCACGUAUCAGGAGGUGCAGGAGAAAAUGUAUCAGGAGAUAAUGUCAGUCCUUGGCUCCAGUGUGGAUUUGGUCAAAGAAGACAUGCCGAGACUGGUGUACACGGAGGCGGUGAUCAAGGAGGUGCUCCGGCUUAGCCCGGUGGCUCCUUUCGUCGCCCGGGAGGUCGAGAAGGAGGUUAAACUGAAAAAUUACACCAUCCCAGCUGGGAGCGAAUGCGCCGUGACGUUCUGGGGUAUUCACCGGCUGCCGAUCUGGGGCCCGGAUCGCCUCGAAUUCAGGCCAGAGCGGUGGCUGGACCCCUUCACUCUGCCGCAGAGCCCUAGCGCUUUCUGCGGAUUUAGCCUUGGCAGGAGGAACUGCAUAGGAAAGACCUACGCACUGAUGUCAAUGAAGACCGCAUUGGUGCACCUGAUACGGAAGUACCGAAUCACGGCCGACCACAGCAAAGUGAAGCUCAAGUACGCUGUGCUACUCGAGUACGCGGCCGGGCACGAAAUCUCUUUGGAAUUGAGAGAGUAAGAAAGGGACAUCACUAUGUCUGUCUUUCUCGUGUUCAUUUUUAGGGGUAGCAUUUCAGAAUAGAGUAUUUGACUGUAUUUAAAAUAAACUAUUUUACACCAUGCAUGAAAUAAAGCACCAGAAGAUUAAUAGAGAAACGUAGACAGCAGUUAUUUUUAGACACAAUUUCUAUUUUAAAACCCGUAUAAAGCUAUAAAGAGUAGGUAAUUUGAUCGUGACGUCACAUGCUAGUGUUUCAUAUUAAUUCCAUAGUAGCAAAAUCGUUUUGACAGUUCCAAAAAAGAAACUGAUUUGACUAGU
Messenger RNA from Cydia splendana, 3441 nucleotides. RefSeq lists its product as uncharacterized. The transcript is spliced from 21 exons. The coding region runs from base 1 to 3141 and encodes 1046 amino acids. Gene Ontology annotation, molecular function: monooxygenase activity; oxidoreductase activity, acting on paired donors, with incorporation or reduction of molecular oxygen; iron ion binding. NCBI's taxonomy places the organism in Eukaryota, Metazoa, Arthropoda, Insecta, Lepidoptera, Tortricidae. The record is from RefSeq and is a predicted model, not a curated record.